Mesorhabditis belari is the source of this 4191-nucleotide messenger RNA. NCBI's taxonomy places the organism in Eukaryota, Metazoa, Nematoda, Chromadorea, Rhabditida, Rhabditidae. The record is from the annotation of a GenBank genome assembly.
AUGCCCACGACACCGACUCGAAUUCGAGAAUACGCCAAUCAAACGGACAUUUUCAAGCUUCGACCGCCACGAUCACGCGAAACCGAGAUGAGUAUCACACCGGAAAGAUUUGUUCCUCAAGAAUAUUCGUCGAGUCCAAUCGUCGAGCAUUUAGCAAACUCAAGGGAAGAGAGACCCUCUCCACCAAUGUUUUCUUCUGGCAAUAACAAAAGCGACUCGGAAGCGCUCAAAUUUGAAACAGAGCCCGCAAAACGGCCGACCCUCUUGGAGCAAAUCGUGCGCUCGCAUCCCAUUUGGUUCUUGCAAUCAUUUGGCCGCAGUGCCGCCACGCACUUGCUCAAGCCAAUGCGUCCGGGGACGUUUAUUGUGCGCAGCUCGAGUCGAAACGGCUCGAUGGCGUUGUCGAUUCGUUUACCCGAUGGGCACGAGAUUGACGUGGAUCACUAUGUGAUUGAGCUGUGUCCCCGGGAGAAACUCGUCCGUCUCGAGUCAAGCCCACACAAUUUUCACUCACUUCCCAUUCUGAUUGAGCACUACUGCAAAAGAGGUGAAGAGCUUCAAUGCCGUUUACGACUUCCAGUAGCGGUCAAAGAGUGCGCCACAACGUCGGCUCUUCACAGUUUAGCUUUAAUGGGAGCAGAUUUCUGGACCUCAUCGAUGGCUCUCUCUUCGGUGAGCUCAGCCGGCAGUUCCUCUUCAUCAUCUCCAUCUCCACUUUUGCGACGAGUUCACUCAAGAUUUGAGAGAACUUUGGAGAAAUCGAGAGCCGACGAUAAAGAAAAGGAUUUUGCAAAGAAGCGCCCCUUCUCAUUUCGUUCAAAAUCUGGUGAUGGAAGGAGGAGAGGCACCGCCAACGUUGAAGCGCUGCUUUUCGCGUCGACGCAUCCAAGCCAGCAAAACGUGAUUUCACCGGACACUCCAAGUCCGCCCACGAAGCAUGAAAGGGCCGCUGUCCCUCCGUCUCCAAUUCUGACGCAACGCGGCGAGAUUAUCAGUCGAUCACAUUCAAGGAAUGAGAAAAAGAAACAAGUUCCACCAACCUCUCCGCAGUUGAUUGGAGCGAAAAGUGACGGAAAUCGACGUUCAUUUCUCCGUUCACUUUUCUCUUUCGGCUCUUCUCCUUCCCAUCAUUCUCACCAUCAAAACGUGUCCUCUUCUCCAUCGCAAUCGUCACCGUCGAGAGCUCCGAUUACCCAGCUCGCCAAGUGCCAUUAUUUCAUUCCACUGCCCGACAACAAAGUCAAAGGAAGUCGCUCAGCUUUCGAAUUACAACAACGUUUUGGUGAGGACACAGUGUUCAGCUCGGGGCCAUCGAUGAGGACAUUCAAAGCGAAUCAAGGCGGAGCAACAAUGCUAACGCAUCCCGGAUCACCGUUGAGUGGAUUUCGACGGGAAAAAGCCGACCUAAACUCACCGAUAAACCCAGGCGCACGAAUCGCGAAACAUUUAGAGGGCAGUCCUGGGCCGAAUAUUACAAACUCGCCACGAACCGAGCGUGUCCCAUUGCGACCACCACAAAACGCGCUCGAUCAGAACGCAAUGCGCAAUUGUGUCGAAGAGUUGCGCAGGAAACGACUUCAAACUGCUGACGAAAUGUUGCGUGGUGAGUCGAGUGGAGACUCAUCGGUGAACGGAGAAAUACAACAAGACAACAUUAGAAAUCGUGUCACUGGUGGCUCGUGGCGGGGUCCAUCAAGAGAGCAACGUCUCUCCGUGCCGAAUAUGCCCGACGAGGCCGUUUUGCACUCCGCGCGGGCGAUUCGCGAGAAAAUCGGCAGAACCGAGGCCGGGGAAUUAAGGGCAAUCAACGAGGGUUUGAUAACACCUGUCGUUCGUCGGAAACAAUUCACCGCUCCUUUCACCCAAAAUCCACAAGAAAUUGAGACGAUGAGCACAGGCAGUGAAGAAGAAAGAAAAGAUAAUCCACCGCACGGCAUGGUGAGCCGCAAUCGGGAUGCGUUGGAAGCGAUUUUGGACCCAUCAAGAAAACCGGAUGCUCUAUUCCCAAGACGAUAUCACAGUGAACGAUCGCGAUCCUCAAGACAACUUGAAGAGACAAAGAAAUUCGAUUUCUCAACGAAAGAGCCAAAAUUCGAAGAGGAGAAGAACAAUAACACCAAGGCAGCGCAAGUUUUCAUCCCGCAACAGCCUGGCCAUUCCACUUGGGGAGCGAUCGCCGGCGAGUUAAAAAAUCGACAAAAGAUUGCGAAGGUUCGUCCUACUCCACACGUUCGACUCGGCAUCACCAAAGCAAAUCCAUCGACAACAAGUGGAAUGGCGGUGAAAGAAGAAAGCGCUUCUCCUCACGCAAAAGCCCAUUCCGAUUACGCGCAAUUGGGCGAUUUCCAUUUGUGCUCACCAAAUUCCACAGCUCCGAACUCGAGCACUUCAAGUUUAUUAUUCCCAAAAGACGAAGACGCCGUGUCAGUUGCGGGAACGGUUUUCAACGAGCCUUGGGACAGUAAUGUUUGGGAGAAUCUAUUGGACUUGGCUCAGCACGGCGAUCCGCGGCCGAAUCGAAUGAACGAAACAAUCACUGAAGAGGAGGACACAAGCUCGGAUCGAACCGGGGAAAGCAGUCAGAUGCAGGAUUCGGACGAUGAAAUGGAUCUUCCCCUAUCAACGAGCUACUACAGCUCGUCCACACAACGCAAAAUCCCUUCCGAUCAUGUGACGGUGAAAGCAUGGGAGAAAGAGAACAGUCAUUAUAGCAAUUUCGCGACGAUCGACUCGAGACGCGAGGGCUCACAGAGGGGAACUUUGGGAAGAAAUCGGAUACCAAGCCCCGAACCGAGCAUGCAUUCGUUACCCCGCGCCGUUUCCCGUUUCUCUGAGGCCUGCAUGGGUAGUUUGGACGAUUUGCCUACCCUUCAAAAUCUCAAUUCUUUCUCGCCGUUGAUCUCGAGUCAACGAAAGAAGCCACAAACGGAAGAAUUCGGAGCGAUCACCAUUCAGAAAUAUGUGGAAAAACUAGCUGAAAGCAGUACAACGGUUUUUGGGGCCACAGUCCGACGUUUUAUCGAGUGCACAGUCGAGGGAGAGGAGUGUGAUCCAAUGGUUGUUGUUCGAAAUGUUCGCCAAUUCAUUAACGGAAUCAAGAACUACUUGGUGAAACAUGGAGAAGGCGAUUUGCAUGAGCUAAUCACCAUAGAAACAUCUCGUCUGAACGCGAAUCGAAUCCUCAACAUUGACGCUAUUCUUGAAGCCGUUUUGCACAAGAUUUUGCUGAGACCAGUGAAGCCACAUUUGUACCAUUUAAUGGUAAAAGAGCAAUCGAGAAGCGGAACACUCCAAGCUUUAUCUACGAAUCUCUCAUUGGCAAAGGGAAUGUCACUAAAAGAGCUUGGUUUUCGCAAUCCUGAACAGCUCGCGCAGCCAAACGCGAUGACAAUGGAGCAGAUUAAAGUGUGUCUACGGAAAAUGCAACACCACUAUUCACCAUUGAAGAAAUUCGAGAACUUAUUGAGAGCAGUUUCUCUUGUGGCUCAACCGGAUCGUUGGUCGUUGGAUGAGGAGAAUUCGGGAGGAGUGAACGCAUCGGAAACUCUUCAAAGAACGCAAUCGAUUCACAUUCCGAAUGCAGAUGAUCUCGUUCGCUGGUUUGUCUAUAUUCUUUCGAGAACGUCGACGGUUGGGUGUGAAGUGGAAGCGUGGUACAUGUGGGAGCUUCUACCGCAACAAAUGAUCACACAGGGCGACGCCUCAUUCUAUUUGGGCGCUCUCUUCUCCGCAGUUCACAUUCUCAAAAAUGCGGACGCGAUUCGGCGAAUGUCCGACGAUGCGAGCGUCAGAAGCACUUUGGACCUCUCUCGAGCGUGCACGUCAAACUCGUCUCUUUCAAGUGAUGCCUUUUUGAGGGUGGCCGUGCCCGAUGAAGUGAAUGGAUGCAUUCGCUACUGUACACUGCCCGGUGUUCCGCAAAUGACAGUAAGCAAAAUUUGCAAAGUGGUCGCUCAUCAACAAGGGAUCACGAACCCGGAGGACUAUGGAUUAUACAUUCUCCGCUCGGGUUUCGAGGACUGUCUUCAUCCCACCGAUUCCCCAUUCUUGGUUCGAGAAGUGGCGAGAAGCCAUCAAACACCGCAUCUCUUUGUCUACAAAAGACAUGACGCGAAAAUCGCCUGGCCUCAGCAAUUGCCCGUGGCGAGGAGUCCCGCCAUUGGUGGGCACACUUUGCCACAAUUAUCCAUC